AUGAGUUUACACGGACUCGGGGUGAUUGGGGCUCAGGUGGCUGAAUCGAUCAAAUCCAACGGCGAGAAAAUCCCAACGUCCACGGUCGCGCCCCCAAGGUGUUCUAUUACAUCUUCGCCUGGGGCUCACAGCCAGGAGUUUGAUCCAUGGAUCGGGGCAAAGCCAUGCUCGCCUUUCUAUCCUCAUUCAAGUCCAACUAUCUCGUACGAACAACUCACCUUCGAAACGAAGAAUGCCAAUCGGAGCAGCCAUCUAAGAGACUUGGAAAGUCUGGGCCCAUACGCGAGCUUCCGAACCGAUAGUCCUCGAAGAUCGAAGUUGUGGGAGGAAGAGAACAAACCAUUGACCUGGUUGCAGAACUUGAGUAAGAAACAACGGAUGGCAUUAAAGGCAGUUGUGGCUGUGGUGACAGUGGGGACUAUGAUUGCGAUUGCAUUGGGCAUCACUGCAGCGGUGGGAGGAGCAGGUUGGAAAGCCAGCGCCGGAAGAACGGCAGCUGGGGGAUAA
This is a messenger RNA of Penicillium digitatum Pd1, 507 nucleotides long. The record is from RefSeq and is a predicted model, not a curated record. NCBI's taxonomy places the organism in Eukaryota, Fungi, Ascomycota, Eurotiomycetes, Eurotiales, Aspergillaceae.